AUGAUCUCCAAUUCUUCUGGUGAAAAAUUUCUCGUGAAAAUGAGUACAUCAGACACGCCUCAAGGAAGUUUAGCACCCAAAUCUCGAACACCAAUUUCUAGGACUGACCCAAAUAAGAUGGAACAUCUUAAUCAAAAUGCCAUUGAACAUGUUAUCGAUUCUGAGAAAUUUUUGAUAAUUUCAGAGCUGAGAAAAAAAGAUGGAAAAUAUUACACAUUUCUAACAGAUCGUGACAGGCUAAUCGGUGAAGAGGUAUUACGUCAUGAUAUUCUAGAAAGCCGUUUAAGCACUAUAUGGCUCGAGGAAUUUAUGAAAAAAAUGGGAAAAGCUCAUACCCAAUUUAUACUUAGGCCUGAAUAA
Funneliformis mosseae is the source of this 360-nucleotide messenger RNA. NCBI's taxonomy places the organism in Eukaryota, Fungi, Glomeromycota, Glomeromycetes, Glomerales, Glomeraceae. The record is from the annotation of a GenBank genome assembly.